Molecule: messenger RNA, 1933 nt
Organism: Triticum aestivum (bread wheat)
Lineage: Eukaryota; Viridiplantae; Streptophyta; Magnoliopsida; Poales; Poaceae
Exons: 3
Coding region: 106-1302 (398 amino acids)
Source: RefSeq, a predicted model, not a curated record
AGAAGAAAAGGAGAAGACCAGCAGCCCACAGAGCACAGGGCAGUCGCUUCGCUGGAAGCAGUCCACGGCAGUCCUCCCGCACCGCAACCAAAAGCCACACGCAGAAUGCUCCGCCGCCUCUCCGGCGCCGCCGCGGGCGGGCUCCGCCGCUCCCUCUCCUCGUCCCGAGCCCCCUCGCGCCCCCCGUGGGCCCUCAUCCAGCUCACCGACGUCGACAAGUCGGGGGCGCCGGCGCCGGGCGCGACCCUGCACCUCGACGCGCCCCCGUUUGUCACCGGCCUCACCGUCCCCGCCCACUUCAUCCACCCGCGGCCCCUCCCCGACCCCGCCACCGGCGUGUACGGCUCCGUCCCGGGCCACGUCGCCGCCGCCAGCAGCCACGGCCUCCUCCUCGUGCGCUUCUGGGAGUCCCGCUUCCAGUUCGACGUCCCCGCCACCGGCGAGUCGAUGCUCUGCGCGAUCCGCGACCUGUCCUUCUUCACCGGCAUGGACAUCAACCCGGAGGUCACGCGCUUCGUCCUCAACCCGCUCAGCGGCGAGCUCUACCGCCUCCCGGACCUCGACGGCACCAAGAGGACCUCCAUGUACCAGCACCUCGGCCUCCUCACCCAGUCCCAGGGCGGGCACGGACCCCCUGACAGGUAUGCGGUAGCCGAGAUGUUUACCAUCGGCGGCAGCGGCAGGGAGGAGGACGGCUUCGUCUUGCGGCGGUUUCUCUCGGAGACGGGCAAGUGGGAAAAAAUGGUGGGCUUGCCCUCCCCAUUGCCUGCCGGUCGGCGGAUGCACAUCGACAGCGCCGUGGUGCCCUUCGGCGACCGCUUGUGGUGGAUCGACGAGAGCUGGGGCGCCAUCUCAGCGGACCCGCUCAGCGAGAGGCCGGAGCUCCGGUUCGUGGAGCUGCCCAGAGGGAGCGUGCUGCCUGACCUCGAAGGUGUGGUGUUCAUGAGGAAACUCGAGCGCUACCGGCGGAUGGGGGAAAGCGAGGGGAAGCUGCGCUACGUCGAGGUGUCCAAGGAGAAGCCGUAUGUGGUCAGCUCCUUCUCCCUCGACGACGGUGGCAGCUCCUGGACGCUGGACCACGAGGUGGCCUUCACCACAGUUUGGGAUGAUGAACCCUUGAAGGAGAUGCCGGCGAUUGGCGCAAUUGACCCACUGAACAGCCAUGUUGUGUACCUUGUGUGCGGCAACCAGCUUCUUGGAGUCGACAUGGAGAAGGAGAAGAUAACAGGGAGCUCUCGUCUUGCUAUACCCAGUGUCCCCAUCCUACCCUGUGUCCUCCCGACGUGGCUGGAAUCAAGCUAGAUUCCCUCUGCAGAUUGGAGCAAGAAGACCGCUGCGAAAAGGGAGACAUCGCCUGACAUGGUCAAAAAGGAGACUUUGCAUGUAGAAGUAGAGCUGAUGAAUUGAAGUGUAUCAGCUAAUUCCUAUCUUGGCAUCAGACCAGAGUUGUUUUGGAGGCUUAGGAUGGUAGUUUCCUGACAUCUCAUUUUGGGGGACUGCUGUGAGGUUCAUGUUUGUGCGAUAGCUGGAAACGUCUUAGCCUGUUGAGGCCGACGGGUUCGUGUUAUAUAGAGUUGGGGCGCACCUCCCAACCAUAGCGCAUACAUUGUUGAGAUUACAUGAGGGAAUGAGAUAUUCAAGGAAGAGAUAGAACUUGGAGAUCAAGGAAAAUAAUCUAUCUCUAUCUAUCCAUCCUAACUACCUCAUGCAGCCGGGUGGACCUCAUGGCGCACGGGUGGUGCAACCACAUUGCGUUCAACACCCUCCCGUAAUCACAGCUUCAUUAAGUUGAGAUUAUGCUUGAAUUCCUCAAAACUUCUUGAGGGCAAAGGCUUUGUAAAUCCAUCUGCAAGUUGAUCCUUUGAAUGCACAAAUCGAAUAUCAAGUUGCUUUUGAGUAACUCUUUCUCUGACAAAAUGAAAAUCUAUCUCUA